UUUGGCGAAUUCGGCCACAUCGUAACUGCACAUAAACUGCUGUUCAACGUAAAACUUUUUUUUCAACAUUGCCCUUCAAAGUUUCGACGUUACUUCCCGAUUUUGUCGCGCCUCCAGAAAGCCAAGCAGAGCGUCGCUCCGCUGCCUGUGCGGGUACCGUCGAGCUGGGAGCAAGCCAUGAUCUACCGGCAGCAGAUCGCGGUCGAAGUCGUCGACAACCGGAAGCUGCUCGAGAAACGGAGCACACUGAUGGCGGCGUCAGAAGUGGCACCCGGUCGACAGCCAUCUCACAAAACGCGCGACUCCAACACGUCCCCGAACUCGGAUACGGAGCACAUGGCGAGCGACGUGUACGUGGCGUCCGAUCGCUCAAAACGCGACGUCAAGUCGCCGAGCGACUGGCGAAACUUCUCCAUAAGCGACGAGUCUCCUCCGGCCAGGAAGUCCAAGAAGAGGCGAGCGUCGCGCAAGUCCGCCCACGAAACGGGAACGUUGCAUCAGUCCCGAAACUUGAGCUCGCUGCGCCGGUUAGCGAGGCGGGCUCAAGAGAAGCCAGCCAAGCCGACGAAGGGUAAGCCGGCCGCUUCUAUCGAAUCGACGCCGAGGUCCGUACUGGCAGAGGCCCCCAAGCCGCUUUACUUUCUUCCCCCCAUCGUCGCUACCGCAGUAGCCGCAGUUCCCCCUCCAAAACCGGUGGACAAGAUCAUGCCCACGGCUGCAGAGCGCGACAAAGCCAGCGAGGAAAGUGGCGACAGCUUCGACGAGAUGGACUUCGUCGUCGACUCGGCGCCCGUGCCCAUAGUGUCCGCUCCGGCACCGUUCACGGAUGCCGUCCUUCCAAAGCCGUCGGCCAAGCGGCUGCCGGUCAUCGUGAAGUCAUUCGAGGAUGAAAGCGACAAGCCGGAUUUCCUUCAGCGGUACCAGAACGCGGCGUCGGGCCCAGAACCAGCGUUCCGAGGGCGGCCCGCUAGACCGACGAGCGACUUACCCGUCGCCACGCACACUCCAGCGACGGCAUCUGCUACCCCUGCUGGAGCCGGUGCUACGACGUCUCUAGCGCACAGCAAGACCUCUGGCCCGCGCGCGCUACGAGCCGUAAAGGACGCAGCCAGCCGGAGAGAAGAGCCUCAGGCGCCAUCGGUGCCGCCCGAUGGGCGACUCACUCCCGUCAGGAGAGCCUCGCGCAAGCGAUCUAUGUCGCGAAUGUCGUCGAUGACCUCUCAGAAGCCGGGCAGCUUCGCCACCUCUGGCCAACGCGUGCCGCAGGUGCCACAGGUGACUACGCAGGCAUCCUCCUCGGUCGCCUCAGCUAAAGCGCCUUCUUACGGUUCAGUCACCCCAGCCGAAGCAGCACCCAGAAAGCUGUUGCACAGCCAACGCCGGAAGGUGUCCAGGCUGAGUCAGACGAGCGACAAGCCGCCGUCGGAUGACCUGCAGUCGGCCUUCCAGACCGCGAAGUCGGCCAAGGACCACGAGUUGAGAAAAACUGCUUCCGAGCCAAACGUGUCUGCUCGGCAUGGAGCGGCGCUUGCCGUUGGCGUUACCACUACCGGAGGGCCUUCAGACAUUGGUGGAGCAAGCGGCGAAAUUAAGCAGGCCGUGCACGAUGAACCAUCGCCUGCGCAACCAGGGCCUACCGGCAAGACGCUCCACACGGCGGCAGCAGCAUCUGAAGCCGCGAGGUCGACCGGAAAGCGCACAGAGGGCGUCGAGGAACAUCCUGGGAAGCACAAACCAUCGUCGUCCGAGCCUCGACAAGAUGGGGCGAAAAGUGUCGAAAGUUCCAAGGCACAACACCUAGAUACGAGGACCGUGACCGCUGCCUCACAGCCGGAGGCUACCGACCACAGCAAGCGAUCCGGUGGCAAGAUGAUCCGGUCGCUUCGCAAGUUCGCCGUCGGCUUCAGGCGCCAUUCGCGUCGGCCGCCCCUCUCCCGCAAGAGUCUCGACUCGAAUCAGAGCAUCGAGGAUGCAGCUGCUGCCAGGGCCGCCGACGUUUCGGCAGUGUCCGCCGGAAGCGCCGCUCGGCAACCGAAUAACUCUGUUUCGCCGUCGGUGGCUUCCGUGGCCGGAACGUCGACGGCGCAGUUCAGCGAUCCCCAAGCGCCAGAGAUCGAAGCCGCGACAGGACUCUUUCAGCAGUGCGAGACAACUGCCUCGGGUCAGCGGGCUGCCGUGGAUCAUCCCCCCGCCGUCGUCGUGCACAAGUCAGCCUCACAGAUGCCGGCCAAGACGACGUCCAGCGGGACGCCCCAUUCGUCGUCGCUCGCCAAGGAAAGCGAGGGUGGUCCCACCGCUUCUGCCGCUCGCGUGAAGGCAAAGGACGCGGUGCCCGGCGACGCUGCUCGUUCCGCGGGCGUCCAGAGUCUCAAGGAAUCACGGGACGCUUCCGCGAAGACCAGUGCUCUGCGGAAACGCCGUUCCCGUCGCUCGAAGAAGGGGCGGAAAACGAGCGACGAACGGGACGACCCCGAAUCAGAAGGCCAGCAGUGAUAAACGUCGAAGUUCACAACUGCAGCUUCAUCUUUGCAGGUGUAUGGCCUGCAAUUCUAUAUUUGUGCGGAAUACGGGGCUUCGAAGAACAUGGGCCAAGAAAUGUCUCAUUUUUCAUACUUUCGCUCGAUCAUUGGCUGCGUCAUUAUGGUCUGCAUCAUCCUGUGCUUCUAUAUAUAGCGUCUUCAUUUAUUUUG
This is a messenger RNA of Dermacentor andersoni, 2690 nucleotides long. RefSeq names its product alpha-crystallin B chain-like. Gene Ontology annotation, biological process: response to heat; protein refolding. NCBI's taxonomy places the organism in Eukaryota, Metazoa, Arthropoda, Arachnida, Ixodida, Ixodidae. The record is from RefSeq and is a predicted model, not a curated record. Gene Ontology annotation, cellular component: nucleus; cytoplasm.